Messenger RNA from Corylus avellana, 3299 nucleotides. RefSeq lists its product as uncharacterized. NCBI's taxonomy places the organism in Eukaryota, Viridiplantae, Streptophyta, Magnoliopsida, Fagales, Betulaceae. The record is from RefSeq and is a predicted model, not a curated record.
AAAGCAAAAAAGAACACUAGGCUUUGUCUCUCUUCUCCUUCUUUCUCUCUCUCUCUCUCUCUCUCUCUCUCUCUCUCUGUCUUAGCUUUUCUUCGUUUUCACUCAUUCCCCGAAUUCCACGGCAUCAUUUUAGGUGCCCAAGUAGCAAAGAAGAGCAACCCUUCAAGUCAUGUCCUAUUUUCUCUGAUUUUGUGGAAAAAAAGUGGCAUUUGGGGGGAUUUAUGAUGAUCUUUGCCACGUUAUCUCUUCACUGUCUAUGAAAUUUUGUCAAUUGGUGAACUGUGAAUUGAGAGGGACUGCAUUGAAUUCCCUUGGUUGUAAUUUCAGAUGGGGGAAAGAAAACUGAAUUUUAGUGCACCUCUUAUGUCUGUGAGGCGAUUCUCUUCGCCAAUACCAUCUGAAGAUAGAAGGAAUAGGAAAAUAAUUGAGGAUUAUCCGUCCACCCGACAACUUGCACUUCCUUUUUAUAGGUCAGAAUUGGAUUUGGAGCAAGUGACAGAACCUGUUGCGGUUCCGUUUCACUGGGAGCAGAUCCCGGGAAGAGCCAAGGAUGGCCAGGGACCUGAGCCCCAGCCUCCUGAUGAGGCCUCUACUACUCCAAGGCUUCCUCCUGGAAGGUUUUGGGAUAUUCUGAAACAACCUUCAGAAAAGGAAUGUAAAGAUACAAAUAGGUUUAGCUUCAAAAUUGAAGCAUAUCCUUCAAAUGACAAUUUGAUCAAAUUGGAGUGCUCCAAAGAGGGGAUAAAUGAGAAAGGGAGCUCGGAUUUGGAAGACGGCAGUGAUGUUUACUCUGAUGCAGUUGAGACACUGUCUCCUACAUAUUCAUUCUCCAUGAAUUAUAGUGCAAGUGGUCUGAGCGGCUCUGAUGGUCCUGAUGGGAAGCCCUCUGGAACCUUCUCUACAGAUCCAGAAACUCGAGAUUUUAUGAUGAGCCGCUUCUUACCCGCAGCCAAGGCAAUGGCUUUAGAGCCACAUCGAUAUGCUUCAAGGAAGCAAGAUAUGCCACCUGAGCAACCUAAACAAGUUAAAAGAGUGGUUAGUGAAGAUAGGAGGCCCUUAGUAAAUCAAAACAAGCUUGACAUUAUACCACUGUAUGGCCAAAAUAAAGACGAAGAAGAAAGUGAAGAUGAAGAGGAUGACCAUGACAAUUCUGGCAAUAAUUCAGCUAAAGGUUGUGGGUUAUUCCCAUCAUUACGCCUUAAGAAUUCUUUGUGCCUCUUAAGUCCAGUGCCAGGGAUUGGAGUUAGGACACAGGGUUCUGCGUCUUCGACCCGUGACACUUUAAGACCAGGAAAAACCGCUUAUAGUCGAUCUCACACUCAAACUACCCGAAAGCAUGCCUGGGGUGCUGUUCAUGAUUCUAAACCGGACUACGGAGUUCGAUCAGCUGAACUGCAAAAGGUUGAUAAAAAGCAGACUGGUGAAUCGAGUCGGUUUACUCGUUCUGGAGAACUGCAUAAGGUUGAUAAAAAGCAGACCGGUGAAUCCAGUCGGUUUACUCGUUCCGGAGAACUGCAGAAGGUUGAUAAAAAGCAGACUGGUGAAUCCAGUCGGUUUACUCGUUCUGGAGAACUGCAAACAACAGGUAGAUUUUCUCCCUACAGGGGUUCAGGGGGUGCUGGAGUAUCUCCCUACAGGAAUAAAGCAUCCCAGUCUCCCUUUCGUGGAGCCAGGUUUCUUGGUGUUCCCAAAGAAGUUGAGAAUAUCAAAACCAACAAGUUCAAUCUGUAUGUUGAAGGCACCAACAAAAAUAAACAAGGGUCAGGCUCAAUGAGCCCUGCAGUUGAGAAGACAUUGUAUGUAGAUACUGUAAAUACUGCAGAAAUAUCAUUAUCAAAUUCAAGAUCCUUGGAAACCAAGGGAUGGAUUUACUCUUCUGGUGAGGACUUAGAGACCUCAUUAGAGGGAAAAAUGUUUGAAGAAACUACCAAUGCUGAAUCUGUUUUCCAAGAUAUAAAAUGCCUAAAUAUUUCAACGGAAGGGGACGUAUUAGAAUCCUUUGUGUCCGUUGAUGCUGAUUUAUCUUCUAUGUCCGAGAUAUCACAUCUGAAAGGCCAAGAUGUCAUGAUGGAUGGCUCUGGACAGGAUCAAGGACUUGAUAAAAGAUCUAGGUCCUUGGAAUGCUCAAAACCAAUUACUGAAGGAAAUCUAAAUAUCGACAGUGAUCAGAUCCAUAAAGCUGAUGAUCCAGGAAAUGCUGAUUCUAGUUCUGUAAACUCCAAUCUUCCCCCUGCUUUACCAAAGUCUCCUUCUGAGUCUUGGCUUUGGCGUACACUGCCUUCCAUUUCCUCGCGAAACCUGUUUUCUCAUUCGAAUCUUGGCACUCAUAAGCAUCUUAAGAAGCAUGAUUCUAAGACAUCCUCCACUAAUACCAAGUGGGAAACAAUUGUAAAAACUUCUCAUUUGCGUCACGAUCAUGUUCGUUAUUCUGAGGAAUUAAUUACUCAUGUUUCUCAGCAAUCCAAAACUUAGGCUCAGAGGUGCUUAAAAAGCCCAUAGGCUCAUUGGCUUGUUUGGGAAGUUACAUUUUGAAAUAGUUAAGAUAGUAUAUAUCUUCCAUCCCAUCAUUUCACCUGGAGGUUUUCCUACACCAUUGCUUCUCCUGGUAUGUUUGGUAAGAGGAGUUUGGCUUGCUCAAUUCUUGUAAUUCUUGUGUAAGUUUUUUUCACCAGUUUUUUUUUUAUUUGGUGAAUAGUCAAACCAGGUCAUAAAUAUAAUUACUUGUAAUGCCCCCAUAACCUUUUCUACCGUCUUCAUUUUUCUGUGGUGUUGUAUUUUAUAGGAGUUGGUGGACUUUUUGUUUGGCUAAUAAAUGGAGAUAUGGCUUCCUUGGUUACUUGAUAACUUGGAUACUCUGUCAUUGCAGAAUUUCACAUCAUCUCUGGAGAUAUGAGAUAGUUUCCAUGGUUACUUGGAUACUCUGUCAUAGCAGAAUUUCACAUCAUCUCUGGGUUCCAUGUGUUUUUAGAUUUUUAAACAGAUUCUAAAUGCUUAAAUGGCUAGUCGAGUAGUUCAACUGCUAAUCAUUAGCCACUUUUCUUUGUACUUUUCCUUUAUUAUGGUUACUCAAGAGUUACUGCUCUUCUUAACCGUCUCUCAUUCUUAUUGUCUUUGCCCUUCAGCAAUGAAUUUAACUUGGUUUGUUCAUCUUUCAUAGUUUUACUUAGAAACUUCACUUGUGGAAUAUGUUGUCAACUUAUCAUCAAUUGGUAUGGGCUACAUGUAUGGAAAUGCAAUCAAAAAGUAUUCUUACAAUUAAAGGCAAUGAACAUUAGCAGAUCCAUCAUUUAUGGCUUUCA